Messenger RNA from Serpula lacrymans var. lacrymans S7.9, 1117 nucleotides. RefSeq lists its product as uncharacterized. The record is from RefSeq and is a predicted model, not a curated record. Gene Ontology annotation, biological process: L-histidine biosynthetic process. The transcript has 7 exons. Gene Ontology annotation, cellular component: cytoplasm. Lineage: Eukaryota; Fungi; Basidiomycota; Agaricomycetes; Boletales; Serpulaceae. Gene Ontology annotation, molecular function: ATP phosphoribosyltransferase activity; magnesium ion binding. Bases 111 to 1019 code for a protein of 302 amino acids.
GCUCUGACUCGGACUCAAAAAUUUCACCAACCACCACCAGUUGACUUGAGGCUCUAGGAAAGCGCUCGUGCUGCCAUCGAUUGAAGGAGUCUUACCAUCUAAAAAUACAAAUGAAUCCAGAUGCAUUGGCUGGCCGCCUCUUAUUUGCCAUCCCGAAGAAAGGGCGAUUGUACGAGAAAUGUCUAGAGAUACUAUCGGGUGCCGAUAUCCAGUUUCGACGACACAACAGACUAGAUGUCUGUCUCGUCAUGAAUCACCCAAUAGCUCUCGUUUUCCUUCCAGCAUCAGAUAUCCCGUCUUUCGUCGGAAGCGGUAACGUUGAUCUCGGGAUAACAGGGCAUGAUGUGAUCUUGGAAGCAAAUAUGGAAGAACAAGUCACAGAAAUACAAAGGCUCGGCUUUGGGAAGUGCGCAUUACAGGUCCAGGUUCCAGAGGGAGGCUCGAUACAGUCUGUCGAGUCUCUAGCAGGGAAGCGUGUCGUUACAAGUUUCGAAGUCCUCGCGGCUGCCUACUUUGAAAAGAUCGACAACAAUCUCCAGCUUACCGGAGAGAGCAGGACAAAAAUCCAAUACGUCGGUGGGAGUGUAGAGGCUGCGUGUGCCCUUGGACUGGCUGAUGGAAUAGUUGAUCUCGUAGAAUCCGGAGAUACCAUGCGUGCGGCUGGUUUACACGCAAUCGCGACGGUGCUUCAGACAGAAGCUGUUCUCAUAAAAUCCAGUGUUCCCAAAAACCCCGAUCACGCUCCUCUGAUAGACCUCAUCACCCGUCGUAUCGCUGGUGUUAUUGCCGCGUCGAAAUACGUGGUAUGCGAGUACAAUAUCUCUCGUGACAAGCUCCCGGUAGCUACAACCAUAACGCCCGGCCGCAGAGCGCCAACCAUCAGCCCGUUAGAAGAGGAAAAUUGGGUAGCCGUGAGUAGUAUGGUGGAAAAGAAGAAUGCAGCGAAUGUCAUGGACGAGCUAGUGAAGAUUGGAGCAGAGGAUAUUUUAAUUUUCAACCUGGACAAUUGUAGAGUGUAAUGUAUGGAAUCAUUGUAUAGAUCUCGAGACAAGGUGUGAUAUCACUGAAAAGGGUACUCACAGCCGAACUGCCAUAGACUUAUACUACUGUUGGCGUU